Molecule: messenger RNA, 5491 nt
Organism: Mus musculus (house mouse)
Lineage: Eukaryota; Metazoa; Chordata; Mammalia; Rodentia; Muridae
Gene: Ccdc6
Product: coiled-coil domain containing 6
Exons: 9
Coding region: 160-1569 (469 amino acids)
Biological process (GO): positive regulation of SCF-dependent proteasomal ubiquitin-dependent catabolic process
Cellular component (GO): cytoskeleton; cytosol; cytoplasm
Molecular function (GO): identical protein binding; protein complex scaffold activity
Source: RefSeq, marked validated
GUCUGCGCCCUGCCGCCCGCCCGCGCCGCGCUCUGAGCUCCCCCGCUCCCCAGCUCCCCCGCCGCCGCCGCGCGCCCGGCCCCGCGCCCACUCGCCGCGCGCCCACUCGCCGCGCGCCCGGCCCUCGGCGCCCGGCUCCCCGCGCCCACUCGCCCAGCCAUGGCGGACAGCGCGAGCGAGAGCGACACGGACGCGGCGGGCGGCGGCCCGGCAGCCAUGCAGUCGUCCUGCUCGGCGACCUCGGGCGGCAGCGGCGGGGGCGGCGGCGGGAAGUCGGGGGGCAUUGUCAUCUCGCCGUUCCGCCUGGAGGAGCUCACCAACCGCCUGGCCUCGCUGCAGCAGGAGAACAAGGUGCUCAAGAUAGAGCUGGAGACCUACAAACUCAAGUGCAAGGCGCUGCAGGAGGAGAACCGCGACCUGCGCAAAGCCAGCGUGACCAUCCAAGCCAGGGCUGAGCAGGAAGAAGAAUUCAUCAGUAACACUUUAUUCAAGAAAAUCCAGGCCUUGCAGAAGGAGAAAGAAACCCUCGCCGUGAAUUACGAGAAGGAAGAGGAGUUUCUCACCAAUGAGCUCUCCCGGAAACUGAUGCAGCUGCAGCAUGAGAAGGCGGAGCUGGAACAACACCUGGAGCAGGAACAGGAGUUUCAGGUCAACAAGCUGAUGAAGAAGAUCAAAAAGCUGGAGAACGACACCAUCUCCAAGCAACUCACCUUAGAGCAGCUGAGACGGGAGAAGAUUGACCUGGAAAACACACUGGAGCAAGAGCAGGAGGCGCUGGUGAAUCGGCUGUGGAAGAGGAUGGAUAAGCUGGAAGCUGAGAAGAGAAUCCUACAGGAGAAAUUAGACCAGCCUGUGUCUGCCCCACCAUCGCCUAGAGACAUCUCCAUGGAGAUCGAUUCCCCCGAGAACAUGAUGAGGCAUAUCAGGUUUUUAAAGAACGAAGUGGAGCGACUGAAGAAGCAGCUACGAGCCGCCCAGUUACAACACUCGGAGAAGAUGGCCCAGUACUUGGAGGAGGAGCGGCACAUGAGGGAAGAGAACCUGCGGCUACAGCGGAAGCUCCAGAGGGAGAUGGAGAGGAGGGAAGCGCUGUGUCGCCAGCUCUCGGAGAGCGAGUCCAGCCUGGAGAUGGAUGAUGAGAGGUAUUUUAAUGAGAUGUCUGCACAAGGAUUGAGACCUCGCACUGUGUCCAGCCCAAUCCCUUACACGCCUUCUCCCAGCUCAAGCAGACCUAUAUCACCCGGUCUUUCGUAUGCAAGUCACACGGUUGGCUUCACACCGCCAACGUCGUUGACUAGAGCUGGAAUGUCCUACUACAACUCUCCGGGCCUCCACGUGCAGCACAUGGGGGCCUCCCACGGCAUCACAAGGCCAUCGCCACGGAGAAGCAGCAGCCCUGACAAGUUUAAACGGCCCACGCCGCCUCCGUCUCCCAACACACAGAGCCCGGUCCAACCGCCUCCGCCGCCGCCACCACCUCCCAUGCAGCCCGCGGUCCCCUCGGCAGCCCCCACGCAACCCGCCCCCACGCAGCCUCAGCAUCCGGUGCACCCCUCCUCCCAGCCUUAAUGCAUGAGCUUAGUCAGAAUCUCCAGUUGGGACUCGUCUGAUGGAGCCACCUUCUCAACGCCAAAGGCUUCUCCUCUCCCGGCGUACUUGGAUCUGACGCGUUUGCAUUGAGGUUACCUAUCUACCUUUCCCUCCUCGUCGUGUCGUGAAUGUUCGUCGGAAACGCAGCCGAGGUUGCGGGUCCGCAACACUAACCAGACGACUUUCUCCACCAGUGUUUUACUUGAAUCUCCGCGUCUGUCAUUCCCUGGCUGGAACGUCGCUGUCUGGUAUCUGGUAAUGAGCAGCGGUGUGCAAACCCUACCCCACCCCCUCCAACCCUUCCCCCCCAGGGGGGCCCCAGGGCUGCUUUUUUUCUUGGCUUUUAGGUUUGUAAAAUAAGAAGGGAGAUCUUUUUUAUAACACUUCUCUGUGGAUUUGCAGGAAAAUUACCGAGCUGUUUAGAAACCUUCCUUCUCCAGGUCAGUGACGUUUACCGAACAUAACCAAGAAUUCAGCACUACAGUUCAGACCUUUUGCAGACCUAACUCACUGUAGGAUUGGAAGUUAGAUGAACCAGUGCCCACAACAUGUAGUCUAGAGCUUUCUACAGACACACCUUUUUACAGAUUGUUUUCUGAUGUAAAUUGACCACCAUGUCCUUUGUAAAACAGCCUAUAGAAACAAAUCACACAGCCGUAUCUCCCCCACGUGCGUGGGACGGGAACUAUUGCCUAUUAAGAUGUGAUUUUUAUUUUCCUUUCUCAAUGUUAAUCCACCUAAGCCGGCGCCCUCUAGCGUGAGAGGAGAGACGCUUUCCCACCAAGGGUCUCGAUGGCUGACUGGAAUGUAGGCUUAGAUCCCUGCUGCGGGUGGGCCGUGAGAUUGUAACAGCCAAUGCGGCUAAACCCAUCCAUUCUUUUGUGUUGUCCUGAGACAGAGGGUGCAAACAGGUACUUUCCAGGUGCAAAAUGCUGUUAGGAAAUAAUGUCUGAGGGGUAGGCGACAGACACCCUAGCAUGAUGGCGCUUGGCAGAUCAUAGCAUAGCAAGCAGUGCUCUCUGGCCUUGACGGGCGCUCACUUAGCCAGGAGAGCACCAAGAAGGUUCUGAACUCAAUCCGCCAUUCCUUCAGCACAAAUCCUUCUGUUUGGCCGGGGGUGGGUGUGGGUGGGGACACCAAGUGGCUCUUUUGUAGACCUUCGUCUCUGUCUGUCCGAGGUUACUUUGUGCUUUAGUAGUCAAGUGCUUCCCCUGCCCGUGUUUGCAUAUUUAUAUAUGCCGUGGAUGGAAAUAACUUACUAGAGAAUGUAUAUUUUAUGAUGAGAAGCGUGACUCUGUUAGCUGUAAUCAGAGAACUGAAAAAUUAAUUUAUCAGUAAUUUUUAAGAGUUCAUGUUUGUGACAAACCAUCUCUUAACAGCACGUCCUCAUGGAACACACUCCCGAGGACAAGGAACAUACCUUGGUGAUAUUGUAGAUAAUUAAUAUUGUACAGUCUAGAAACCUCCAUUUUUUGCCUUCGAAUGCAUAUUUAAGAGUUAACAGAAUGGAAAAGUGUUAUCAGAUAAUAGUGUUUGACAGCGUUUUAAGAACUUGAGAGUAAGAACAACCAUAGGACCUUUCACUCUUCUUUCUCGUCCACCCCUAAACUGAGAAUGCUGUAUCUCCAGCGACCGGGAAGAAACUGUCAGCCUAUAAAAGUUUUAUUUUCAAGGUGUGUGAUGUAUAGGCCAUAGUGUGGUUAGCAGACAUGGGAUGGAGUCUGAUAUCUCCUGUCAAGGCAUUAGGUUUUUUCAGUGUCUGACUAAACCCCGGGCAUUUUCCACCAGCUCCCCAACCCUCUUGGUACAUGACCAUUCCAGGGAAAUUCUGAGGAUAGACAGAGGAAUUCUUCCUUCAUGGUACAGUCUUGAUUUUUUUUUUUUUUUUUUUUUUGUCCUUUCGAGAGAAGUACGGUAUGUGUUUACAAAAUCUUUUCUGGGAUUGUAGAUUUCAGUACUGCUGGCUAGCAGCUUUAUCCUCCAGCACACAGGUCCGUUCUGGAAAGUUCUUCCCUCCACUGUCUUUAUCAGUUAAGUUACCUCCUAGAAGCACAAGUGUAAAAGCACCGGCGUAUGGCGAGCGGAGCCUUUGAGACGUAGGUUCUUGACAUUGAUGCAUAAAGUGUACCUGGGAUUCCUGUAGACCCAUCAGUUCACCUCAAACCCAGCUCUUCCCACAAGCGCUUUGCAGUCCGAGUCAGUCCCCGGUCCCUGCAGGGGUUAAGAACCAAGAGAACAAACACUAGAGGAUCUGAAUGUAGGGUGUAUUGUGUCACUUUUGAAGCACAUAGUGAUAGGUAAGAGAACCAGAUGUUGAGCCCCUAGGGACGGUAGCCCCUUGACUGUGGGCUGGGCGUGGCUUCUACAGGUUCAGUCAGUAGCCACCCUCAGCAGUUGAGAGCAACAGUACCUUCAGUGGCUUCAUUUCCUGUCUUGUUGACAGAGACCCUCGGGUACCACUGUGCUGCUAAUAGGGCCAGGGCUCUGCUCCCCGACGACCUUGCCUUUGUACAGAACCAAGUCCACGCACCCAGCACCCCACCAGCACCUCUGGGCUCUAAACUGCUUUCUCUCAUCAAGCAUGCUGGCAUUCAAGACAGAUUUCUCGACCUUUGGCAGACAUGGAAGUGUUUUAAGAUUUUAUUUAAAUGUCUUUGUUGACCCAGAAGGACUUUUAGAUUCUGAGAUCCUAAGGACCCCCCCGCCCCCCAUGACCAUGGGGUGACCGGAAUGUGGCUUUGAUGGCUCAGGCUGCUGUGCCUUUUAUCAUUGGCUUCUGAUUCAAACCAGAAAUAAUUGAUAAUGUGAAUUUGUGUUGAUCCUUCAGUUGUAGGAAAACUGUAUAUCUAUCCCCCGUUGUUAAGUAGACAUGAGCCUGUCCCCUGCUUGUAGAGAUUGACCAGGAAAACGGGAGGAAGCAUGGCCGUUGCGUGUUUCAGAAAGUUUAUUGUUUAAAAUACAGAAGGAAGUUUUCUUUGUGACUUGAUCUUCUGUCUAGUACUUGUCUAAUCAGUUAACCCACGCUGAGAGCUUGUAGCGAUGCCUACCAAAGACAUGCAUAGUAAACCUCCUGUUUCCAAAUUAUUAAAGAGCCAGCCAUUGAUGCUGCUCCUGGUUCUUUCUGGGAGCCAUUGUGAGAGACUAAAAGAUUCUUAGGGUGUUUGUUUGUUUGUUUGUUCGUUCGUUUGUUUAAGUUUUAAUUUCUCUCUUUCUAAAUUUUUGAUUACAAAUGUGUUAGCCUAAUGUGUUGGGGAGCAUUUCCCAGAAUGCUCAGCAGUUGUGAUUACUGGUCACACCCAGGUCACCUCUUCUGGAGUGAUCAACGGGAUCCUCUGUGCGUGCUAGCAUGGGUGCUGUGUGUGUGCACGUGUGCGUGUGUGCAUUCAUGCCUUAACUUGGGUUACUGCUCAGCUUUGCCGUCUGACUUGGUCCUCACCAGCAUCAGAUUGUAUUGUGCAUCCUGAUCUGAACUUCAUUCUGGUAAAAAAAAACAACAACAACAACAAAACCACAAGGUUGCAGGUAGCACAGGCUGGAACGCAUUCCUUUGGAAGAACGUCUGCUCAGAUGGACCCUGAGAUGUCUCCACGGACUUUAUUUGGGACUUUGUUUGGAAAGAAAGCCGACUGUAACUUGGGCAGAUGUCGACAAGGAAGAGGGGAGAGCCAGAUGCCACCAUGCCCUCUGCCUCUGCAUAUCCGUGUGCUCUGUGUGUUGUGUAGGCUCAUCUACAGCUUACCUGGCUUGGAGUUCAGGUAAUGGUGGCCAUCCUGACAUUCUCUGUUGGAGUUUAGAGAGAUGUAAGACGUCCAGUUAAUGUCUUAUUUACUUUAUGUUGAUCAGUCUUUAAUACAUGUGCUGAAUCAGAAAAACCUAAAUAAAGAUAAUUUUUUAAAAUGUA